Cucurbita pepo subsp. pepo (vegetable marrow) is the source of this 642-nucleotide messenger RNA. Its product is annotated as ethylene-responsive transcription factor ERF003. NCBI's taxonomy places the organism in Eukaryota, Viridiplantae, Streptophyta, Magnoliopsida, Cucurbitales, Cucurbitaceae. The record is from RefSeq and is a predicted model, not a curated record. Gene Ontology annotation, biological process: regulation of DNA-templated transcription. Gene Ontology annotation, molecular function: DNA-binding transcription factor activity; DNA binding.
UAUUCCCAGGUUUCUCCCAUUUCCAUCACUUUCUCUCUCUCUUACAGUCUUUCUCUCUCUAAAAUGGCAAGACCUCAGCAGCGCUAUCGAGGAGUCCGGCAAAGGCAUUGGGGCUCUUGGGUCUCCGAGAUUCGUCACCCUUUACUGAAGACAAGGAUAUGGCUGGGAACUUUCGAAACGGCGGAAGACGCAGCCAGAGCAUACGACGAAGCAGCCAGAAUCAUGUGUUGCCCUAACAAUCUCCCAACCAAUCACAACUCGCCACGUCACUCUUUGUCCGCGCCGCCGCCGUCCUCGAACCUUCUAACCCCCACAUUGAUCGAGAAGUUGCAGAAAUGUCGAACGGCUUCUUUCCAAAUGGUCAAAAAGCAAUUCCCAAACAAAACCCACUUCUCCGACCGGAAAUCCGCUCACCCAAGUCGCCCUCACCCCACCAAUCUCAACGACGGCUAUGGUGCUUCCGGCGUUCACUUACCGGAAACGGACGCCAAGUGGGUCGCCGGCGGCGAGGCUCAGGAGAUCGCCCGGCUUGAAGAUGAUCACGUAGAGCAAAUGAUCCAAGAAUUGCUUGAUCUUGGGUCAUUUGAGUUUUGCCCUAAUAAUAAUAAUUAUCUUAAUGAUAUUGAGUCUACAAAUAAUUAA